Messenger RNA from Saccharomyces cerevisiae S288C, 372 nucleotides. RefSeq lists its product as uncharacterized. Gene Ontology annotation, cellular component: membrane. The coding region runs from base 1 to 372 and encodes 123 amino acids. NCBI's taxonomy places the organism in Eukaryota, Fungi, Ascomycota, Saccharomycetes, Saccharomycetales, Saccharomycetaceae. The record is from RefSeq and is marked reviewed. The transcript has a single exon.
AUGAAGUUCCCAGCCGAUUACCAUUAUACGUCGCCGUUUCGUUCAUGUAAAUAUUCAAAUAUACUACACUUUAUAUCUUUGCUUCUUAUAUUUUCGCGCGUAGGUUUGCCUAAUUACAUUUUUAUAUUCCUCAUCAAUAAAGCCGCCAACAAAGAGCACAGGGUAGAAACUCUGCUGUCUGGGAACUCGGCUAACGCUUGUAAGCUAUUUAAUAUUCUCAAAUCAUUUCAACACCUCUUUUUUUUUUUUCAAAUAUGUACUAUUUUCUCUAUUUCCAUUAAGUUAGUCUUACUGAAGAGUCAAGAAUAUGGAAGAAUUCCUGCGGAAUUUUCAAUUAUUAGAAGUGAAAAAAAAAAAAAAGAAGAACAAUGA